This is a messenger RNA of Guillardia theta CCMP2712, 1695 nucleotides long. RefSeq lists its product as hypothetical. Gene Ontology annotation, molecular function: protoporphyrin ferrochelatase activity. The record is from RefSeq and is a predicted model, not a curated record. Lineage: Eukaryota; Cryptophyceae; Pyrenomonadales; Geminigeraceae. The transcript is spliced from 8 exons. Gene Ontology annotation, biological process: heme biosynthetic process. The coding region runs from base 21 to 1562 and encodes 513 amino acids.
AGUUCACUCGACUUUGCAAGAUGCUACGAGCCAGCUGCCGGUGGCUUUCUCUGGCCAUCUGUUUCACUGCGGUCUCCUCCUUCCAACAUGCUCCCUCCCUCGUGCUGCGGAGCACACGAAGCCCCGCCUUGUCGAGGAGAGGAUCAGUAAGUAGCGCAAGAAUGGCGUUGGGUGCGGACUUGGGCAAGCUUUUCGGAGGGAUUGGGCAGGCGAACAGGAUAGGAAGCUUCAGGCAGGAAGCGUCGCCUGUGCAGGCCAAGGUCAGUGGGAUGCGUGAAGGCGACAAGUUGGGAAUAUUGUUUUUGAAUCUUGGAGGGCCUGAGAAGCUGGACGAAGUAGAGGAUUUCCUCUUCAACCUCUUCAACGACGAGGAUAUCAUCCGCCUUCCUAACGCUCUCAAGCCGCUACAGGGCUUCAUUGCUCGCGGGAUCGCUUCCCGUCGCGCUCCUGGGUCAAGGGAGGCAUACGAGUCCAUCGGAGGAGGAUCGCCCAUCGUGAAGUUGACAGAGGAGCAAGGAGACAACCUUGAGAAAGAGCUCAAGAAGAUCGGGAUCGACGCUAAGGUCUACAUCGGGAUGCGAUACUGGUACCCCUUCACGGAGGAGGCGACGGAUCAGAUCCUGUCUGACGGCGUCAACCGGCUGGUCAUCAUCCCCCUCUACCCCCAGUACUCCAUUUCCACCACAGGAAGCUCCAUCCGGUUGCUGGACCAGAUUAUCAGGCAGGAUCCGAAGCAGUGGGACCCUCGUCGAGUAGAUCACACGGUCGUACCCGACUGGUACGAUCAUCCUGGUUACCUCGCCACACAGGCGAAGUUGAUUCUCAAGGAGCUCGACGAGUUCAAGAGAACCCCUAAGGACGUGAAGGUUAUGUUCUCUGCCCACGGAGUCCCAGAGAGCUACGUGGAGGCUGGUGAUCCUUACAAGGGACAGAUCGAGCGCUGUGCCGAGUUGAUCAUGGAGGAAGUGAACAAGGGGAGGAAGGAGGAGGACAGAUACGACUACACCCUCUGCUUCCAGAGCAGGGUUGGCCCGGUGAAGUGGUUGGAGCCAUACACGGACGACGUGCUGAAGCAGCUGGGCGAGGAAGGGCUCAAGAACCUCGUGGUGGUUCCCCUGAGCUUCGUGUCUGAGCAUGUGGAGACUCUAGAGGAGAUCGAUCAGGAGUACAGGGAGGUGGCAGAGGAGGCAGGCAUCACCAACUUCAAGAGGGUUCCUGCUCUCAACAGCGAUCCUCUCUUCAUCCAGGCUCUUGUUGACAUCACCGUCGGGGCGCUGAACCGACCGUCCCUUCGGGUCAGCGAGACUCUGGACCUCUACCAGAAGUCCAACGACAUGCCCGGCUACCCCUGGGAGUUCGGGGUGACCCGCGCGGCGGAGCAGUGGAACGGAAGGCUUGCCAUGCUCGGGAUUGCUGCGCUUGCUGUGGCACAGGUCUACAAGUCCGGCCACUGCCCCACCAUCGACGGGCCAGCAAUCGCGGGCAAGGAACCUUUCUGUGCAGCAUUUUCUGCGGAUGGUUGGGAGUGGCUCUUCGCUGCUGUGCAAUCUUUGUACAACUGAAAAUUUCUAGCACGUCUUUGGAUGUGACGAUUCUGUGAGAUAUGCAAAGAUACUUCCAAGCAAAGAUUUGUUUGUAAAAUGUUAAAACCUGAGAUGUUUGCACACAAGGCAAACAAAAAUAUCUCGACUUCAU